AUGGCGGCGACAAAAGUGCAGAACAGAAGGAGGAAGCCAAAUCUUCUGCGCAAAGCCUCUCGACAGCCGGAAGAGCUGAGGAAAAGCCGUUCAAGGCAGCUGCGCCGCCGGAAGACCACUCCCUCGCCGGAGAAGGAAUGUCCAAGGUUCAAUGGAGUGGUUUCGGCUUGCAUUUGCCUGCUUUUGGACUUCUUCCUGGGCCUGCUCCGUCACAAAAAGGGGACUCCAGGCAACCCCUUUAGGGUGUUGAUGUUCAUUCAUUUGGACCCUUCACAUGAUUCUCAGCGAGGCCGACAGCAUCCUGCCACAACGCCUCGUCGUGUGCUCCUCGACACUGGGGCUGAAUUCAACUUGAUAUCCCAUGGCGCCUUCGCAGAACUGCAUCUGACGGAGCAUCCUAAUAAUGAUUUCGUCAGGUCAAUUGGCGGGACCACCAAGCUGGAAGGCACGGUCUCUCUGGACUGGCAUUUUCCGAGUCCGGUCCCGUCGUUGAACCAUCCUUUGAUACUUCACCGUGCUCCCUUCCAUAUCCUGCCCCCUGAUGCCGACGCAAUGUUCGACUGCAUCAUUGGUCGUCAAUGGAUCCAAGAAAACCCGAUGGAGUUUGUGGCCUUGUUUGUGAUGAAUCUGCUACGGACCGAUGUCGCUUGA
Messenger RNA from Exophiala dermatitidis NIH/UT8656, 651 nucleotides. RefSeq lists its product as uncharacterized. Lineage: Eukaryota; Fungi; Ascomycota; Eurotiomycetes; Chaetothyriales; Herpotrichiellaceae. Gene Ontology annotation, molecular function: aspartic-type endopeptidase activity. The record is from RefSeq and is a predicted model, not a curated record. Gene Ontology annotation, biological process: proteolysis. The transcript has a single exon. The coding region runs from base 1 to 651 and encodes 216 amino acids.